AUGCUCGUCCUCAACCACAAACUCAUCCUCCUGGCCUUCUUGGUGCUUGCGCUCUUUUUGACCGCUGCCGACUCGGUCAACGCCAAGAAGCAGUGCCGCGCCAAGCACCACCACAAACAACACCACAAGCACGCUUCCUCCUCCACCUCGUCUAGUGCUCCCAAAUCAACCCCUCAGAACGAAGCUGCCUCGCCAUCGGGCUCCAGCUCCAGCUCGAGCUCUUCGUCUAGCUCUGGAUCUACUUCUGGCUCGUCCAGCUCCGGCUCUUCGUCUUCGUCUUCCUCUUCCUCGGGCUCGUCGUCCGGCUCUUCUUCGUCGUCUUCGUCGUCUUCCUCGUCGUCGGGAAGCACCAUCUCCAUCUCUGGUUUCACGCCUCCCAAGGGCAAGGCAGGUGUCGCUGGCGGCAACUCGCUCAAGUGGAUCAGCAAAUCGCUCGGAUGGUACUACGAUUGGACUCCCAACCCGAACAACCCCAAUGGCGACGACAUUCUCGCCGUGCCCAUGCUCUGGGGCCUUGGCCGCGUCAACCACGACGACGACUGGGCGCGCUUCGAGGCAUUCAAGAAGCUCAAGCCCGGCUCCGCACCCUUCGUAAUGGGCUUCAACGAGCCCGAUUUCUCGGGUUCUGGUUCCUCCGGUGUGAUCUCCACUUCUGAUGCCGCUGCCGCCUGGGAGCAGUACCUCGCGCCUCACAAGCAAGCCGGUGCCAAACUCAUCUCGCCCAGCAUGGCCAUGCAGAAGGACGAAACUUGGCUCGCUCCGUUCCUCAAAGCCAUCAAGACGCAGCCCGACAUUAUCGCCGUGCACAUCUUCCAGGACAACAUGGACGGCGUCAAGGGCGUCCUCGACCACUUCGCCCAGUACGGCAAGCCCAUGUGGAUCACCGAGUUUGCCUGCAUCAACUACCAGGGCCCCUCGCCCGUGUACUGCGAUCAGAACAAGGUCGACUCGAUGCUCAACCAGAUGGUGCAGCUCUUUGAGUCGGACUCGCGCGUCGCUGCCUACUCGGUCUCGGAUGCCAACAACGGUCCGUAUGGUGAUCUGACGCCCAACCAGGCGGGUCAGACCCUGAGUGCCACGGGCAAGUCGUACCUCGCUUCGGUGCAGCAGGCUAGCCAGCGUCGCCGUCGUCGUGGUCUGGUCCCUGUUCGCAGGUGA
Molecule: messenger RNA, 1158 nt
Organism: Pseudozyma hubeiensis SY62
Lineage: Eukaryota; Fungi; Basidiomycota; Ustilaginomycetes; Ustilaginales; Ustilaginaceae
Exons: 1
Coding region: 1-1158 (385 amino acids)
Biological process (GO): fungal-type cell wall polysaccharide metabolic process
Cellular component (GO): fungal-type cell wall
Source: RefSeq, a predicted model, not a curated record